AUGGAGGCAGCGGUGAAAUUUUCCAGCUUUUUGCUGAAUCCAUGGUCCCUCACAUUCCCAAUGUGGGUGGCUGCUGCCGUUGCAAAGGAGGCUGCACUCCAAGCAACUGAUGUGUGUAUAACUUUUGCCUGCCAGCGAUUUGAUCCAUUGCCAAGCCGCACUGGAACAAAGCCUUUGUACAAGAACGUCCUCGAUCGAAAGGAUUAUGCAUUCCUGUUGAUGAACUCCUUUGUGGAGAUGAUUUUCUCAAGCCAUCUUUGCUACAAUGCGUGGUACUCUUCUUAUAUUCAACGAAGCUGGCCUUCUUUUGGCAUCCUGAACGGUCCUAUUGCGCUUUUGCUGUUAAUUUUGUUCAAUGACAUGCUGUAUGCCCCAGCACACCGACUCCUUCACCAUCCUGCCGUGUACCCAUAUAUCCAUAAGCAUCACCACCGCUCCAUCUACCCUUCACGUGGAAACAUCGAUGCUCGGAACGAGCAUCCCAUCGAACAGAUGAUUGCCAUGGCGCUUUGGAUGACAGCGAUUUACAUGGUGGCCUUCAGCACUGGCAUGCAUGCGGCCACAAUCAUUGGGCACUUGGCGGUGAUGACCAUGGGAGCCUCCCUGAACCACGCUGGAUUUGACUUGGAGAUCCGCUUCCUAGGUGUUGACUGGUAUUCGACUGGUGCCCAUGAAAUGCACCAUCGUCGGCCUGAUAAGAAUUUUGCGCAGUUUACAAUGUUCUGGGACAAGCUCAUGGGGACUUACAUCCCGUACACCGAUGAGCUCUCUGAUGCAAACGCGCAGAAAGCGAAGUGA
This is a messenger RNA of Durusdinium trenchii, 798 nucleotides long. The record is from the annotation of a GenBank genome assembly. NCBI's taxonomy places the organism in Eukaryota, Dinophyceae, Suessiales, Symbiodiniaceae.